Molecule: messenger RNA, 2601 nt
Organism: Sander lucioperca (pikeperch)
Lineage: Eukaryota; Metazoa; Chordata; Actinopteri; Perciformes; Percidae
Gene: nlk1
Product: nemo-like kinase, type 1
Exons: 12
Coding region: 862-2289 (475 amino acids)
Biological process (GO): protein phosphorylation; intracellular signal transduction
Cellular component (GO): cytoplasm; nucleus
Molecular function (GO): ATP binding; MAP kinase activity
Source: RefSeq, a predicted model, not a curated record
GUUAGCAUCGUUAGCAUUGUUUACAGCAGAGUGUAAAGCAUCAACCCUCCCCCACCCGGCUUUACCAGCCUCUGCGCCCUGACAUGCUAGCCAGCUAUCCGCUGUAAAAGCGACCAUAGAUCCUUAAAAUCCCGCUGAACGCAGAGGACAUCCUGGAUGAGACAUAUCCAUCCAGGAAACACAAGAAACGGCCUUUAUGGGACGCUUGUUCGGUGGAUAUUACGACGCGAUGGGCAGCAGCUAGCGAGCAGUCCAAAGCUAGCUGCAGCUAGCUGGUCGGCUAGCCGGGGUAGGAGCUCCGCAGACCCGCAUUUAACUCGGUUUUUUUGGCCUUUUUGAAGCUAGUUUCCGUGCCAUGUCAUCUUUAAUUUAACCGAUAUUUUUUGUAUGUAUGUUAAGUUAAAUGAUAAAGGGAACGGCUUUGUUUUCGGGAUAUGUAGGUCAGUGAAUAACCGAUGAUAGUUAUGUGGGUCAUCAUCGGGUUGACCUGUUAGCAGGAACAGCUGAUUAGCACGGCAGCUAGCUGGUUGAGGAUACUUUUAUUAUUAUUAUUUAUCAGUCAUUUAGAACAGAAAGGCGAUACAUACACAUGCUUGUGUUGGUGAGGAUUACUCUGCAGAGUGUGUGUGUGAGCAUAGCAUCGAGUGGAGCCUUUAAUUGUUCAUAUUUUGGAGCCCUCGCUGACCAUCUUCGGCUAACUUAGCUAGCCUAGCUGUUAGCUAAGCUAACCGAGCAGCUUCACUAAUUCACCAGGUAAGUGGGAACUCAGCGGGGUCAUGCUGAGCGAGGCGCCGUGGUUCCUCCGUGCCUAGCCGCGGCGCAGCAGCACAGCGUGUUUUCGGGGGUUUGGUGAGCGGAGGGAUGGCGUUUCACGGCGCCGGCCGGCAGACCGUUUGUGGAGACUUGUUUCCGGGCUCUGAGCUGGGCCACAAGUAUUUCUGUGUGAACUCGUCCUGCGGGGCCCCCUCCACUGGCCUGAGCGCCACACCGUGCCUGACCGGACCUACCGCCCCGGCCGGGACGCCACGCCACCCCACGGCGCUCGGAGGCAGCGCCGGCGGGGGGGCAGCCGUGCCUCAGCCCUACAGCAACCCGGCCAGCGAGGUGCCCAGCCCAGCAGAGAUGGAGCCCGACCGCCCCAUCGGUUACGGCGCAUUUGGUGUUGUCUGGUCGGUCACUGAUCCGCGUGACGGCCGUAAAGUGGCUCUGAAGAAGAUGCCGAACGUCUUCCAGAACCUGGUCUCCUGUAAGAGGGUCUUCAGAGAGCUGCGGAUGCUGUGCUUCUUCAAACAUGACAACGUUUUGUCAGCUCUGGACAUUCUGCAGCCUCCACAAAUCGACUGCUUCGAGGAAAUCUACGUGAUAACAGAGCUGAUGCAGAGCGACCUCCACAAAGUGAUCGUGUCUCCUCAGCCUCUCACCACCGACCACAUCAAGGUCUUCCUCUAUCAGAUCCUCCGAGGUCUGAAGUACCUGCACUCUGCCGGGAUCCUGCACAGAGACAUCAAACCUGGAAACCUGCUGGUCAACAGCAACUGCCUGCUCAAGAUCUGUGACUUUGGCCUGGCGCGGGUGGAAGAGCCCGACCCGUCCCGUCACAUGACCCAGGAGGUGGUGACGCAGUACUACCGCGCGCCGGAGGUGCUCAUGGGCUGCCGGCACUACGGCUCCGCCAUCGACGUCUGGUCGGUCGGCUGCAUCUUCGCAGAACUGCUGGGACGCCGAAUCCUCUUCCAGGCUCAGAGCCCCAUCCAGCAGCUGGAUCUGAUCACAGACCUGCUGGGAACGCCUCCUCUGUCGGCCCUGGCGUCUGCCUGCGAAGGAGCCAGAGCCCACAUCCUGAGGGGGCCGCACAAACCGCCCUCGCUGUCGGUGCUCUACAUGCUGUCUGACGGAGCCACACAUGAGGCGGUGCACCUGCUCUGUCGCAUGUUGGUCUUCGACCCGGCUAAACGAAUUUCUGGCAGCGACGCUCUGUCCCACCCGUACCUGGACGAAGGGCGCCUGCGUUACCACACCUGCAUGUGUCAGUGCUGCUACUCGGUCCCCAGCGGGCGAGUUUACACGCGGGACUUUGAGCCGGUCGCCGAGCGGCCGUUCAGCCACAGCUACGAGAACAGCCUGCUGUCUGUGUGGCAGGGAAAAGAGUUAAUCCAUCGCUUCAUCACGGAGCACCAGCAGGGCAAACGAGUGCCGCUGUGCAUCAACCCUCAGAGUGCUGCCUUCAAGACCUUCAUCAGGUCCACUGCAUGGCACUCCUCCAAGGUGUCCAGGAAGGAGGAGAGAUGAACGGCCUCCUCUUCCCCCUGAGGAGGGACAGCACAGUUUGAGAAAGGAUUUCAUCAGCCGUGAAAAUACUGAAGAGUUUGGGUCUUUUUCUUUCUCCUUUCUGUUUUGUUCCCCUGGCGAGGUGUGGAGGGCAAACGACCCUACCCGACCUACCCAAGCUCCCCGACCUACCCGAGCUCCUCCUGAAGACCCUUUUCCCUCCUCCAAAUCUACAAAGUUUCCAGAAUAUGAAAACUCCCGCUUCACUCUUUUUUAUUUUUAUUUUUUAGACCCAAACAGCUGAUGCUCGAUGUGUUUUCCGGUGCUGAAUUU